Messenger RNA from Botrytis cinerea B05.10, 5234 nucleotides. RefSeq lists its product as hypothetical. Gene Ontology annotation, molecular function: UDP-glycosyltransferase activity; hexosyltransferase activity. The record is from RefSeq and is a predicted model, not a curated record. The transcript is spliced from 5 exons. Lineage: Eukaryota; Fungi; Ascomycota; Leotiomycetes; Helotiales; Sclerotiniaceae. Gene Ontology annotation, biological process: carbohydrate metabolic process. The coding region runs from base 608 to 4939 and encodes 1443 amino acids.
GAAUCAUUGUGACCUGCUGUAUUAUGUUGUCAUAUUACCCACUUAAAGAGCAUCAGAUCGUCCUACCGUGAUCGACUCGACACGAUAAUAGAUAGAUAGGAUAGGUCCACCGGUCGAGAUAGAGAUGCUUAGUCUAUUCCCCCACAACGAGACACCACCGAAGAAACCGAGCUCGCUCAACAAUGCCAUGCUGUGAGAUGGCUCGUACUGGUUGCUGGGCAGAGAACCUUACUUCCUUCUUCCUUCUUCCUUCCUCCCUCCCUCCCUUCCUCCCUUCCUCCCAUACUUUCACUGCCAUCGUACCACACCCCUAAACGACCUGUGAUUCAUUGUCCACCUUUGAAUUGUCUCGCUCUGCCUACGAAUAGAUCCCUUACUAACCCUACUGAGUCGAAGAAGGCCUGAUGAUCAAGUUUAUUUAAUUACAUGUGAUCCAAACUCAUAUCGCCUAUCAGUCAGCUUUUGGGGUAUAGCUUACUCUGGAGGAGCCCAAGCCACCCUUAUCGAUACCGCCUAAGAUCUCAACGUCGUUAUUCUUGACUACAAACAUCGAAACAACUGGAGUGGUUUGGUAUUUUAUACCAAACGACGAAAAGUCAUUGUCAAAAUGGCUCCGGAAGAUGAGUUAAAGAAGAGAGUCGCCAGAAAGUUGUCGAAGAAAAGGAAUGAAGGCCACCAAGCAACCAUGGAACUCCCUGAGCGCUUUCAAGACGGCGACGAUGCGGAUGACGACUAUACUGCCCCUAAUGCUAUGAAUCAAUCUGUCUUUGGCAUGAUUACGGCGGCUGUUGGCCCAAAAGUUGAUUUCAAUGCCAGAUUUGAUGCGCAAUCCAGCGACGAAGAAGAUGAUUCGAGGAAACCAACACGACAGAGUUCUGAGUCGCACAUAAAUUAUGACAGCAUAGAUCAAAAGGGAGGAGGAUCGGAAAGACAUAGAAGGAAAUUCUCGGAGAGCAAGUUGAUUCGAUCAUUCUCACGACUAGGCUCUAGGUCCAAGUCUAAAUCAUCAAACGCCGUCGCUCAAGGCAGUCGUAGCCGUAGCCGUACGCCGUCACCAGUACGCGAUUCUCAUCAGGAAUCUACCACGCCUGAUAUAAAAUCUCCACAACUUCAACCAAGAGACGCACCGGUUAUGAGCAGAAUGUUGGAUGCCCAAGCGAAAUUAGCUUUGCGACCCAGUUUCGACAUGCCUCGAAGUUCAAAAGAACUCACAGAGAUUGAUGAAGAUGAAGAGACGCCAUCGACAAGCUUAGCCAAGAAGCUGAGGGAGAUCUACAAGUUCGAAACUUCCGAAGAAGUAAUAGAGGAAUAUCCUUGCUGGCUAAUGAAAAGUGUAUUGGUCCAAGGUUAUAUGUACAUUACUUCUAAACACAUCUGCUUCUAUGCCUACUUAUCAAAGAAAUCUCAUGAAGUUGUCAAAUCAGGAUAUCUCUCAAAAUCAGGUCAACACAAUCCAAAAUACAACAGAUAUUGGUUCCGGUUGAAGGGCGAUGUUCUUUCAUAUUACAACAACCAAGCAGAUUUAUAUUUCCCAAGAGGCAAUAUUGACUUGAGAUAUGGAAUUUCAGCAAGUAUUACGGAAAAGGGAAAAGGAAAAGAGUCUACACACUUCACUGUCGAGACACACCAAAGGAAAUAUCACUUCAAUGCCGAUAGUGCUCCUUCUGCAAAGGAAUGGGUGAAAGCCCUACAGAAGAUAAUAUUCCGGUCUCAUAAUGAUGGCGACAGUGUCAAAAUCUCGUUACCCAUCGAGAAUAUCAUCGACAUCGAGGACAGUCAAAUCGUCGAGUUUGCCGACACUUGCAAGAUACGUGUCAUUGACAAUGAUGAGAGUUUUGCGAUCGAUGAGUAUUUCUUUUCUUUUUUCACCAACGGCCAGGAAGCUUUGAAUGUACUCAAAAUCCUUGUCGAAGACACUACUGCGCAGAAAUUGGCACAGGACAUUUUGUCACCAUCAGCAGCGGAUGAUAGUCAUAACAGCUCUAAGCAUACAUCGAUUCAUAUGAGCCACAAUAAAAAACCUCACGUUCCUCCUAUUCAAACCACGACACCAGCUUUAGAAGAGAGUGUCCGAGCAACCUUAUCGCCGUUACGUUCUCCGGGACCCGGUAGUCCUCGUGCUAGCACAGAUAUGAGUCGUCCAAGCUCGGAUGUAUUUCAUCGGAGCAUAGAUCUUAACAAGCACGGUCGACGUAGCAUAGACUUGAAUCCGUUUCAGACGAAAAGCCGCAGAAGCACCAGUGCAAAUAGCAUCAGCACGAGACGUAGCCUUAGUACUAAUCGCUUGAGCCGAGAGAAGGGUACUUCUAAGCAAGGAUCAUCUGAUUCAUAUGUCCAUUCCCUGGAUGAACCGGGGUCAUAUGAAGCUCUGCCAUCAGCAAGCGAUGAAAAUCAAGCGUCUGCCAGUCAGAUACUUCGAGGCAGCGAUGUGUUUUUAUCACCCACUAUACAACGCUCCCCUUCAUCGAGACGUGGUAAAAAUAAGGACGAUUUUCAGAGCCCAGAAUCUCAUCCUCUUACCUCUCCAAGAAGAUCCGCCGAUGUUUCACCAACUCGAACUUACCGGCCCGAGAAACCUAAACAUGCUGCUACCACAGGUUCCAUGGGCGACUCGGAUGCUAGGCAAGGGGCAAUAUCAUCUGGCCCUUCAUUACAAAGCAUUGUUAAGGCUGGAUCAUACCCUUUGCAACGAGCUGCAGGUUUUGCCGGCUACUUAAAUAGACACUCAAAGAAGAUGAGCUCGUUACUGGCAACCGAGUCUAUGGGCUAUGUGGAAAAGGUUUCAGGCAUGUGGAAAGGAGGAAAAAUGCACUAUGAAGAAUCCCAUGGAAUGCCACGAGAUGACGAAAUGUCUAACAUGAAAAACGAUGACGAUAAUCGCGAUGGUGUUACACACGCAGAGCGAUUCCGCCAACACUUCGCCCUGCCUCCCGAUGAGAAGCUCCAUGCUGCAUACUUUUGUUCUUGGCAAAGACUUGCUUUUCUAUAUGGCAAAAUUUACCUUAGCGACAGAUCUUUCUGUUACCGAAGUCUGAUACCAACCGUAAAGACUAAGAUUAUCAUUCCUUUGAAAGAUAUCGAGAACGUCGAAAAGGAGACAUCAUCUAGGUUUGGAUACUCAGGGCUUGUAGUCACCAUCCGAGGUCAUGCGGAGAUAUUCUUCGAAUUCGCUUUACCUGAUGACCGAGAUGACUGUUUAGUAACUCUUUUGCAGAAUAUAGAGACAAUAAAGUAUAUGGACGAGUCUGGGCUUUUGACCAUGGAGGAACGCGAAAGCGCAGAAGUGGCUAGUGCUGAAAAUCAAGCUCUGAUUCAGGCACGGCACGUGCUUCAUCCUGAGAAUCAUAUCAGUGAUAUCAGUACUCCCAAAGUAGGCGAUACUGGAUCGCCGCCAAUAUUGUUCGAUGAUCCGAGAGCUUCCAUAUUGAACUUUAAGCCAACAGAGUCGCUACGCAUCACUUGCUUGACCAUUGGUUCUCGUGGUGAUGUUCAGCCUUACAUUGCUCUUUGUAAGGGCCUGAUGGCGGAAGGUCACAAAACGAAAAUAGCCACCCACUUAGAGUUUAAAGAUUGGGUCGAGUCACACAAUAUUGAAUUUGCACCUGUUGAUGGCGAUCCGGCCGAAUUGAUGCGGAUUUGUGUCGACAACGGAAUGUUCACGGUCUCAUUCUUGAAAGAAGCAUCUUCGAAAUUUCGUGGUUGGAUAGAUGAUUUACUCAGCUCAUCGUGGAAGGCCUGUCAGAAUUCUGAUGUGUUGAUUGAAAGCCCCAGUGCAAUGGGUGGAAUUCAUAUCGCAGAAGCUCUUCGAAUUCCAUACUUCCGAGCUUUCACCAUGCCAUGGACAAGAACAAGAGCUUAUCCUCACGCAUUCGCUGUUCCUGAGCACAAAUAUGGUGGCGCUUAUAACUACUUGUCAUACAUUUUGUUUGAUAAGGUCUUUUGGACUGCCAUUUCUGGACAGGUGAAUCGUUGGAGACACAAAGAGCUAGGUUUGCAAGCCACGAAUUUGGAGAAGAUGCAACCUAACAAGGUUCCAUUCUUGUAUAAUUUUAGCCCUUCGGUUGUGGUACCACCUCUUGAUUAUAGCGAUUGGAUUAGAGUCACUGGUUACUGGUUUUUGAACGAAAGUUCGAAUUAUACACCACCCAAAGAUCUCACAGAUUUUAUCGCCAAGGCCCGCGCAGAUGGUAAACGACUAGUAUAUGUCGGGUUUGGAUCAAUUGUCGUGCCGGACUCUGCAGCUUUGACUAGAAUAGUGAGGGAUUCUAUUAUUAAAGCCGAUGUAAGAUGCAUUCUAUCAAAGGGAUGGUCAGAUCGUUUGGACAAGAAAGGUGCCAAUGAUGUUGAGGUAUCACUCCCACCCGAGAUAUUCCAAAUUAAAUCAGCACCGCACGACUGGCUCUUCUCUCAGAUUGAUGCGGCAGCCCAUCAUGGAGGCGCCGGUACUACGGGAGCUAGUCUACGAGCUGGCAUUCCAACGAUCAUUAAGCCAUUUUUCGGAGACCAGUUUUUCUUUGGUCAGCGUGUUGAGGAUCUAGGUGUGGGUAUUUUGUUAAAGAAGCUCAACGAGAGUCUUUUUUCCAAAGCUCUUUGGGAGGCUGCGCACAGCAAGAGAAUGAUUACAAAGGCCAAAAUCCUAGGUGAACAGAUAAGAAAUGAAAACGGCGUCGACACUGCCAUUCAGUGUAUAUAUCGAGAUAUGGAGUAUGCAAAAUCAUUGAUCAAGCUUAAGGAAGGAAAGUCAGAUGAUGAUGCUUUGGAAGAUUCGGAAGAGAGUUGGACAUUCAUAGGGGAUGAGACCGACCCGGAUACAAUGAAACGAAUUCAUGAUUGGGAUACAAUGGCGCGUUCGGGAACCUUGAGCGAUAGGCACGCGAUGACUUGGUCGGGCUCGGAUUUGGCAUCUAGGGCGUUAUCACCGGCUAGAAACGCGGGUUGAGAUUUCUUUUCAUGGGUAUACACAGUGUUAAGCGGAUCAAUAGGCUGGAUCGCAAGGCAUGGAAUUGGGCUGGGUAUGUAAUGUUUUAAGUGAGCAAGGUGUUGGAGGCUAGUUGAUGGGUUUUGCGACAGUCUGCAUAUACGAUGACUAUGAGAUAAUGUGAUGUUAGCGACAGGAAUAGGAAUGGGAUAUAAUCUACUUAAUUUGUAUUUAGCGAGGAAAGUGCAAGAUGAAGUGAGGAGGCUUGAUUUUACAUGAAUAUAGAUAAUAGACUACUAUAAAUGAACGAAGGACA